AUGGAACAACGAAAUCAAACCUCUUUUUCAGAAUUUGUCCUCCUGGGACUCUCAGAAGGGACAGAACUGCAGCCCUUGGUCUUUUGGCUGUUCCUGUCCAUGUACCUGGUCACCCUCAUUGGGAACUCGCUCAUUGUCUUGGUUAUUAUCACUGAUUCACACCUGCACAUCCCCAUGUACUUCUUCCUCUCAAACCUGUCCUUUUCUGAUAUCUGUUUAACCUCCACCACCAUCCCAAAGAUGCUGUUGAACAUGCAGACACAGAGCAAAGUCAUAGCCUAUGAAGCCUGCCUCAGCCAGAUGUACUUUUUCAUGCUUUUUGGAGCAUUAGACAACUUUCUCCUGACAGUGAUGGCCUAUGAUCGGUUUGUAGCCAUCUGUCACCCCCUCCACUACACAGUCAUCAUGAACCCCAAGUCUUGUGGCAUCCUGCUUCUGGCAUCCUGGUUAUUGAGUGUUCUGGAGUCUUUGUUACAGGGCUUAAUGAUUUUGCGCCUGUCUUUUUGUACGGAGUCAGAAAUCCCUCACUUUUUCUGUGAAUUCAUUCAGGUGGUCCCCCUUGCUUGUUCUGACACCUUCCUCAAUGAUCUAGUGAUGAAUUUUACAAGUGGACUUCUGGGUUUUAUUUCACUCACUGGUAUCUUUUUCUCUUACUCUAGAAUUGUUAUCUCCGUUUUCAGAAUUUCAUCAGCUGGGGGCAAGUAUAAAGCAUUUUCCACUUGUGGGUCUCACCUCUCAGUUGUCUCCUUGUUCUAUGGUACAGGCCUUGGGGUGUAUCUUAGUUCCACUGCCACACAAAACUCCAGGGCAAGUGUCAUGGCUUCAGUGACAUAUACUGUGGUCACACCCAUGCUGAACCCUUUUAUCUACAGUUUUAAAAACAAGGAUAUAAAGCAGGCCCUAAAAAAAUUCUUCAGCUGA
Ceratotherium simum simum (southern white rhinoceros) is the source of this 921-nucleotide messenger RNA. RefSeq names its product olfactory receptor 7C1-like. Gene Ontology annotation, molecular function: G protein-coupled receptor activity; olfactory receptor activity. Gene Ontology annotation, cellular component: membrane. Gene Ontology annotation, biological process: G protein-coupled receptor signaling pathway. NCBI's taxonomy places the organism in Eukaryota, Metazoa, Chordata, Mammalia, Perissodactyla, Rhinocerotidae. The record is from RefSeq and is a predicted model, not a curated record.